AUGUCCGCUCCGCUUUCCGCUGAAGAUAAUGAUAUCUUCGGACGUCUUCAACAGCGUACGGAUCCGAAGGUGCUGGAAGAACAGCAGCAAGCUGUCAACGAGCGAAUUCAUGCUAUAUACCAGAAGGCCCAAACGCGUCUCGGGGAAUUGAUUGACCAGAAUUCUACUUUGCCAUGUGCCAUCUCGUCAAUUCAGGUGCUCAACGCACCGCAUACUCGCAGAGGCUUUCUGGAACGGAUAUUUAAUCCUUUACUGAGCGCUAAUAAGGACAAGGCAUACACACUCUCCGAGGCCUUGCGGGAAGUGUCGGCCCGGGCUGACAAGCUCAACAGGUUUGAUAUCUUUCAGCAGCCAAUUUCUAUAUUCUUAGACCAGUCAUCGGGACCGGAUGCGUCAUCGGGACUGACAAAUCUCGACGUCUAUCUGUCUGUCAAAGAGAAAUCUCGCGUUUUGCUGAAGACAGGGACUGAUCUUGGAAAUGCGGAAGGUUCAGCCUACGGUAAUUUGCUUUGGCGCAAUGUUUUUGGGGGAGCGGAGUCUCUAAAUUUGAACGCCUCGAUGGGCACAAGGACUAGGUCUGCUUAUCAAGCGGCUUUCGAGACCCCCAUUUUUAGUGACCCUGACUUCCGUUGGGAACUGGGUGGAAUAUCCAGUUCGACUCAAAAGGCAUGGGCGAGCCAUGAAGAAGUUCUCAAGGGGGCCUGGACCAAACUUCGGUGGGUGAGUAAAUCGGGACAUCUCAAUGAGCUAGGCUAUAGUGGUUUCUGGAGACAGGUUACUGGGCUAGCUGAGAACGCAUCUCCCACCGUGCGGGCGGAUGCAGGUGACAGUGUGAAGAGUAGUGUCUUCCACAGCUGGGUCAAUGACAGACGUGAUAACGCCCUUCUCCCAUCUUCUGGCUAUUACUUGAAGGCUUUCAAUGAGUUGGCUGGGUUGGGACCAUUGAAGGGAGAUGUCUCUUUCUGGAAAUCCGAAAUUGAAGCUCAAGGGGCAGUGCCAAUCCCAAUAAUUGGGAUCAAGGGAAAGAGCGGUGUCAGCCUGACCACUGGAUUUCGGGCUGGCAUUCUCUAUCCUCUUGGUUUUGAUUCUAGUUCAAAGCCUCAGCUUUCCCGCAUCAACGAUCGUUUCGUGCUUGGAGGUCCUACUGACGUUCGUGGUUUCCGACUCUGCGGUCUUGGACCUCGUGAGGGCUCAGAUGCUCUGGGAGGCGAUGUAUACGCUGCUGGAAGUGCGAAUCUUUUCGUUCCCCUCCCACGCGUGGGCGCCGACAAACCUCUGAGACUGCAAGCAUUCGUGAACGGUGGCCGGCUUUUAUCUUUACGGACUUUAGAAAAGAACACACCUUCCACAAGCGCGGAGGUCAGCAACGCUGCCGUUUCUACGUUGUCUGAAUUAGCGAAUGGACUUCCGAGUGUUGCAGCAGGUAUUGGUCUUGUCUAUGCGCACCCUGUUGCCCGGUUUGAACUGAAUUUCUCGCUUCCGCUGGUAUUACGCAAGGGUGAAGAGGGCAGAAAGGGUCUACAACUAGGAAUUGGGAUCAAUUUCCUGUAA
Molecule: messenger RNA, 1551 nt
Organism: Monascus purpureus
Lineage: Eukaryota; Fungi; Ascomycota; Eurotiomycetes; Eurotiales; Aspergillaceae
Source: the annotation of a GenBank genome assembly